AUGGAUAGUUUUGUUCUUCCUAUAAUUGACUUUGAUCUUUAUAUGAGAGAUAAAACAACUUUAGCGGCAAUAAAUGAAUGUAAAAAGACUGCGGAUGCUUUACGCGACUAUGGAGCUUUAUUAAUUAAUAAUUCAGGCGUAAAGGCUGAUGAUAAUUCUCGUUUUUUGGAUUUACUUGAAGAUUAUUUCGCUCAACCAUUAGAGGCUAAACUUAAAGAUGCACGUCCAGAUGUUGGUUUUCAAGUUGGAGUUACUCCAGAAUUCACUGAAGAACCUAAAUGCCACAAGGAUAUCGAUUGUCAAAAGCUAAUUAGUCAAAUACCAGUAGAAAAUAGACCCUUGCCUACAUCGGGACCUGAUCCCAAAUGGCGAUUCUUUUGGCGAAUUGGAGAAAUCCCGAAAGAAACGAAAUAUCCGCAACUCAACGCUGAUCCUGUAAUUCCCGAAGCUUUUAAGGAUAUCUGGCCUGCCAUAAUGAAUGCAUGGGGAAGUCAAAUGCACCGUGUUGUACUUGGUGUUGCUGAAAUGGCUUCUGUUGGAUUUGGGAUGCGUGCCGAUGAAUUACCUGAGCUUACAAAAAAUGGACCACAUUUAUUAGCUCCAACUGGAAGUGAUUUAGACAAGUAUGGGGAACUUGGGAACAUUUUUGCCGGUUUUCAUUAUGACCUGAAUUUCUUGACUAUUCACGGAAAAUCCCGUUUUCCUGGCUUACACAUUUGGCCACGUAAUGGAGGCGUAAAAAUGCAGGUCCGCGUACCAGAUGGUCACCUCUUAGUUCAAGCUGGAAAACAAUUCGAAUGGAUUACGGGUGGUGAAGUAAAAGCUGGAUAUCAUGAAGUUGUAGUAACAGAAGAUACAAUCAAGGCCAUUGAAGAUGCCAAAAAUACAAGACCAGAUCGUCCUCUCUGGCGUAUAUCAUCCACUUUCUUUCUUCAUGUUGCGAGUGAUAAAAUUUUACAACCUCUGGAACCAUUUAAACCGAAUCUAUCUCUUUAUCCGCCUAUUUUUGCUGGUGAUCAAGUAAAACAUGAGCUGGGACUUAUCGAAUUAAUGAAAUAA
Molecule: messenger RNA, 1059 nt
Organism: Rhizophagus irregularis DAOM 181602=DAOM 197198
Lineage: Eukaryota; Fungi; Glomeromycota; Glomeromycetes; Glomerales; Glomeraceae
Source: RefSeq, a predicted model, not a curated record